GGUCACAGUUGACUUACGGACUUUGCAGAGCUUCAGUCAUACACACAAUGAUGAACUUCACCUUGAUAACAGCUUUGAUUCUCUGCAGCCUCAGCUGGAUCUCUGUCUCAGCUUCUGAGUCUCAGACUGUGAAUGUCCAGCCUGGUGAAGAAGCCACACUGCUGUGCUCUAAGACGUCUGAAUCUGACAAUGUGGCAUUAUGGUUCAGAUUGGUCAACAGAACCAAGGCCAACUCCAUUUCCACUAUGACCAGCUCUACCAAUGAACCUGUCUACUUUGAUGGAUUUAAAAAUGGAAAAUUUGAAAUGGGAUCCAACACCUCCGCUGUCUCUCUUAAAAUUAAGAGAGUGAAUUUUUCUGACUCUGGGCUGUAUUUCUGUGGAUUUAACAUAGAGGGAAGGAUAAUUUUAAGUGGGAUACAUUUAAAUGUUGAAGCAGAGUGUGACAGAAUAACAAUGUUGACGAGUGUGAUCCUGGGCGGUCUGACUGUUUUCCUCGUAAUGGUCAUCGUUGGUCUGGUUGUUAAAAACAGGAAACUUCAGACAGCUGCCAGUGAAGAACAGAAUCCACAACAGCGUGAGAAUCUGGGCUCUGAUGAGCUGAACUACGCAGCAGUGAAUUUCUGUCCAAAAGGAAGAAGAAGAGAAGUGGAGCCGAAUGUUGUGUAUUCUGCUACUAGAUAGGCUCAGGAGGCAACAAGUAAUGCUGUUCAGAAUGGAACUGAUGUUUUAUCAUAUUAAUCUGCAGUUGUGCUUUUGUGUGUGUGGUGGACAGGAGGAUUUAUCGUCACUUUGUCACACAAAGGACAAAGAAAAUGUGCAGUCUUCUUCCUAGUGCUGUGUUUUAAUUCUUAUCCCUCUUUCAAAGACGUAAUUAGAGAACAUCAAAACAGGUAGUAGAUAUUUUAAAUGCUGACUUAAAGGUGGGGUAUGCGAUUCUGGAGAAAUCCAAUACUAUGACAAAUACCAUGAUUUAACAUUAGUUAGGUUGUGGGUUAGCAAACUGUGCUACAGUUCCUGCUGCGAAGCAGCCAGAGAGGACGAGACGGUUUCCCAGAGCCAGCACAGCAGCUCCAGACAGCGAUACUCACAACUCUCCUGCUACUACAGCUAACAUCACAACAGCAGCAUAUCUUGGCAAAGCAUCAUCGAUGUAAACACAGACUCCUCCUUUCAUCUUGCCGGAGUCUUGCGCUCUGUCAGCUCGAAACAUGGUCCGCCCGUCGAGUGCUUGAUCCGGGAUGUUGAUGGAGCAGGUCUCUGUAAAGAUGUGUCUGAUUCCCGUUGCCUGGCCAGUCUGAGUCCCAUUUCGUCCAGACCGGGCAUUAGCCAGUAGUCCAAGCUGGGCCAGCAUGGCUCCUAUCCCUGCUGUCUUUCCUCUCCUCCGCCGCCGUGGUGCCUGCCUGGCCCGGUUGAUCUGGCUCAAGGUCCGCUACUCUUUAAUCCAAACCCUGGCUUCCUUUUCCGAUGACAACAGUGAUAUAUUACUGUCAUAGGUAAUACGUGUUUCAGCAAUAAAGCCGAGACACAGGCCGCACCAUCUGCACGCGCAGCCGUUGCCAUAGUCAAAAUCUUUUGAUCCAGUUGAUUGAAUCAAAUCCAACCAGACAUCAUUAUUGAUGUUUCAGCAAUAAAGUAAAAAAACAAAUAAAAGGUUAAAACAAAAAUGUAGCAAAAUCAGUUACUGAAGCCAUUUCUGAGUUUAACUGUUUAUUUCGCAUAAAGCAUCUGUACUGUUGAGAGAUUACCAUGAAUGGGAUUAAAGCAUGAUCUAACAUAAAAUCGAGAGGCCUGGUUGUGGGUGUCAGGUGGUGGAUUCACCAAGAAGAGGGUACACAGAGAAUAGGUACACAGAGAAUGAACCCUUUAACAACGUGUGUCAGGAGCUGGGCUUUGGAGGAUGAUUGUAGGAUAUGUGUAAUGGAUGGGCAAUAACAAAUAAUCACCAAUCCACAGAACAACAAUAAAUACAUCAACAGCAUUUGGGGUGAAGUCACCACUUUCAGAAUACACAAUUUGUCCCAGUCUUGCCUGUAUGGGGUAUAAGCAACAAGAUAAGCAAUAAAAAACACCCCGCCUCUCUGCAUUGAGAGCACCCUUCCUGGGGCAGACUUCAGUUACGGACAUUGCAGAGCUUCAGUCACACGCAUAAUGAUGAACUUUACCUUGAUAACAGCUUUCAUUCUCUGCAGCCUCAGUAAGUACUGACAUUGAAUUAUUCUCAACUUCAUUGCUAAGUUUAUUAUUGUAUGUUUAACCCGCUGUAUAACUUAUUUACUUAUUACUCACUUGCUAACUUUUAUUAAGAGAUAUUGUUUGCCGCCAUGUUACUUUACAACAAGUAAGUCUCUUGUCGUCUGCUGUUUGUUUCAGGCUGGAUCUCUGUCUCAGCUUCUGAGUCUUGUGGGUGGAGGGAGGA
Molecule: messenger RNA, 2418 nt
Organism: Siniperca chuatsi (mandarin fish)
Lineage: Eukaryota; Metazoa; Chordata; Actinopteri; Centrarchiformes; Sinipercidae
Exons: 5
Coding region: 48-683 (211 amino acids)
Biological process (GO): response to bacterium
Source: RefSeq, a predicted model, not a curated record